This is a messenger RNA of Pipistrellus nathusii (Nathusius's pipistrelle), 591 nucleotides long. The record is from the annotation of a GenBank genome assembly. NCBI's taxonomy places the organism in Eukaryota, Metazoa, Chordata, Mammalia, Chiroptera, Vespertilionidae.
AUGGGCAGCGAGCAGAGCUCGGAGGCCGAGAGCCGACCCAACGAUCUGAACUCCUCAGUGACUCCUUCUCCAGCUAAGCACAGAGCCAAGAUGGAUGACAUUGUGGUUGUGGCUCAGGGCUCCCAGGCCUCGCGGAACGUCAGCAAUGAUCCUGAUGUCAUCAAGUUGCAAGAGAUUCCAACCUUCCAACCUCUUUUGAAAGGGCUAUUGAGUGGCCAGACUUCCCCAACAAAUGCCAAAUUGGAGAAAUUGGAUUCUCAGCAGGUGUUGCAGCUCUGCCUCCGAUAUCAGGAUCACCUCCAUCAGUGUGCAGAGGCUGUUGCUUUUGAUCAGAAUGCUUUGGUUAAGCGGAUCAAAGAGAUGGACCUUUCGGUAGAAACUCUCUUCAGCUUCAUGCAAGAGCGCCAGAAAAGGUAUGCCAAGUACGCGGAGCAGAUCCAGAAAGUCAACGAGAUGUCCGCCAUCCUCCGCCGCAUCCAGAUGGGCAUCGACCAGACUGUGCCCCUGAUGGAGAGGCUCAACAGCAUGCUGCCCGAGGGCGAGCGGCUGGAGCCCUUCAGCAUGAAGCCGGACCGGGAGCUCCGGCCGUAG